Amorphotheca resinae ATCC 22711 is the source of this 831-nucleotide messenger RNA. RefSeq lists its product as hypothetical. Lineage: Eukaryota; Fungi; Ascomycota; Leotiomycetes; Helotiales; Amorphothecaceae. The record is from RefSeq and is a predicted model, not a curated record. The coding region runs from base 1 to 831 and encodes 276 amino acids. The transcript has 2 exons.
AUGGCAUCCGUUCAACUAUCGUUCUCCUUGCGCACAUCGUCUGGCGUAAAGACCGUCCAUCUUCUUGGUUCUUGGGACCAUUACGCCGGACAACUUCCACUCUCUAAGGACAAGUCUUCUUCAAAAUCGGGUGGUUGGAAAGGUACAUUCCGAUUCCAGGGCGCCACUCUCCAGCCCGGACAGCGAUACUGGUACUACUACAUCAUCGAUGGAUACCAUGUAUCGCACGACCCUGGACAACCCUCUACUACCGAACCUACCACUGGACGCAUCUUGAACAUCCUUGAUGUUCCACACGAGAAGUCCUCCAGCAAGCACUCUUCCUCAAAAACCAGCUCAAGAGACUCUCGCCGUGACAGUCACCUGACGGUCGACAUCCCAAAGGGCCGACCUCUAUCUAUCUCCCAGAUCCAGUCGCCGAAACCGGUUUCUCCACACGCGACCAAAUAUAUUCUGGAAGCCGAUUAUGGCGCACCGUCAGUCGAUGAGCUCACAUCUCGCUUCAUCGCCACUUCAAUCGAGGACGAUUAUGGCUACGACCUCGCGGGCUCUCCACCUUCAUCAGUGGGCUCGAGUCUGUCAAGCCGCUCGGACAGCAGCUCCCCGAGCUCCGCCAGUUCUCUCAGCGACUACAGCAGCAGUCGUUCUUCUUCCGCGGGCUGUACUUGUCAACGUUACGGCAUUACGCGCAAAGGAGACAGAGUCAAGCUCGACUGUGGGGGCUCCCGCUGUGGCUACAGUGACGACUCAAGUUCUUGUUGUUCUUCCGGCGGCGAGGAAGAGUACAUCCCCGGCAGCUCUCGCCGUCACGGGCUCGUCGUGAGAAGAUGA